Molecule: messenger RNA, 1206 nt
Organism: Salarias fasciatus (jewelled blenny)
Lineage: Eukaryota; Metazoa; Chordata; Actinopteri; Blenniiformes; Blenniidae
Product: tetranectin-like
Exons: 3
Coding region: 25-627 (200 amino acids)
Biological process (GO): bone mineralization; ossification
Source: RefSeq, a predicted model, not a curated record
CAGCCUCAUUCAGCAGGUCGAGCCAUGGAGUUCAGAGGGGUGUGUGUGCUGCUGGGAGUGCUCCUGCUCACCGACUUCACCGUUCCGCAGUCUUCCACCAGAAAGAAGCCGGUGAAAAAAGAUUCAACCAAGGAUCCUGCGAUUGAGGCGCUGCAGAAACAGGUGGAUGAUAUCGUCCAGGAGCUCAACCUCCUGAAGGAGCAGCAGGCCCUGCAGACAGUUUGUCUGAAGGGCGCAAAGAUCAACAGCAAGUGCUUCUUGGCCGACCCGGUGAGCAAACACUACCACGCCGCCAGCGAGGACUGCAACGCCCUGGGCGGCGUCCUGAGCGUCCCCGCCACCAGGGAGGAGAACGAGCAGCUGCGGGACUACGUCCUCCGGAGCGUCGGCGCCGGCGGCCAGGUCUGGCUGGGGGUCAACGACAUGAUGACGGAGGGCGCCUGGGUGGACCAGACCGGCCUCGGCGUCGCCUACACGAACUGGGACACGUCCAACUCCAGGUCCCCCCAGCCGGACGGCGGCCAGUCCCAGAACUGCGCCGUCCUGUCUGCGGCCGCCGCGGGGAAGUGGACGGACGAGAACUGUCGCGACACCCGGCCCUCCGUCUGCCAGUUCAACAUCGUUUGAUCGUUGAUGGCCGCUUUGUGUGUGUCUGUGUGUGUGUUCGUGUGCGUGUAGCUGCUCGUUGUGCAUCGCCACUUUGCCUGCUGCCCUGAAAGGAGUUUGAGCCAGUGGUUCCCAGCUGGACCCAAGUCUCAUUUACUCAGUCAUUUGCACAUUAAGUUGUAAUUUUUUCAUCUUUUUUUUUUUUUUUUGACAAAAAUGACGUAGUGGUGUGUAUUUUCAGUAUUCUUCGUGAUCACGAAGUCCAGUUUAGUACAAAGAGUAACACAAAAAACUGACAUUAGAUUCCCACAGAUUAGAUUAUCAAUACAGUCAUAAUGAAUGCGAGUGUGUAUGUGUGUGUGUGUGUGUGUGUGGGUGGCGGCACCGUUCAAAGUUAGAACCUCUUCCACACCUCCACUGCUGCAGUUCUGUGACGUGCUGGUCGAGAACCGCUGGCUUCAAACGUCCUAAAUACUCAAACGAGACCAAGAAGUCGUCAGAAGCGUGACACUAUAUCCACAGCUACUCGUCUCCAUUUAAAGCAGUCUGCCAGUCUUGCAGUUAUGACGUCUCGCCUCAUGUAAUCUGUAAAACCAAUAA